GAGGUUUCUGGAAGAGUACACAGCAUAGACCAAUCGGCUGUCAGCAGCAAUAUCAAGGUGGGUGACCAGGUGAUGGUAUAUGCCAUACAUGGGUGUGGAGUUUGCAGCAGAUGUAAGGUGGACAAACCUACCUACUGUCUGAACAGGGUCAGGAAGGCUAUUGGGUUCACAGAAGAUGGAGGAUUUUCAGAUUUUGUGACUGUAGCUGAUGUGAGAAUGUUGAUGCGGGUGCCAGAAACAGUUGCCAUGGAUACAGCAUGCUUGUUGCCAUGUUCAGGACUGACGGCCUACAAUGCAGUCAUGUCUGUUCUCAACACUGUGGAGGGGUUUGUCAAGGACCAUGGAGUUCCAGAAGACUGUGCUGUGUUACUGGUGGGAGCAGGGGGCCUUGGCCUGUGGGCUGUCCAGAUCGCAAGGGCAAUGCUGCCUGAUGGAGUUAGGGUUGUCUGCGCUGAUAAAGAUGUAAACAUCAUUGUCUAA
Branchiostoma belcheri (Belcher's lancelet) is the source of this 480-nucleotide messenger RNA. RefSeq lists its product as uncharacterized. Lineage: Eukaryota; Metazoa; Chordata; Leptocardii; Amphioxiformes; Branchiostomatidae. The record is from RefSeq and is a predicted model, not a curated record. The transcript has 4 exons. Bases 73 to 480 code for a protein of 135 amino acids.